Striga asiatica is the source of this 1087-nucleotide messenger RNA. The record is from the annotation of a GenBank genome assembly. NCBI's taxonomy places the organism in Eukaryota, Viridiplantae, Streptophyta, Magnoliopsida, Lamiales, Orobanchaceae.
AAAACUUUGGUAUUUAGUCAACACUAUUUCUUUCAGAGCCCACGCAAAAUCGUAUCGCUCACUCUAUCAAGUAUCAACUCGAAAUUCUGUUGUUCUCUGACAGAAUCUUCUGUUAUAGCAUCGUAAUUUGAUAGGAAUCCGACAAAUCUGAUUGAAUUUCCGUAAUCCGCAAAGUAGAGAGAAUAUAAAAUAAAUUGAAGGGAAAAAAAAAAAAAAAANAAUAGACGAGAAAGACGAGGAUUAAUGGAGACUGGAAAAUUCAGUAUUAAUGCGGAAGAUCUAUCAACGAUCGGCGGCAUAGCCACCGUGUCCUUGCUCCACUCGUUCAUUCCGACGCACUGGCUGCCGUUCUCUAUUGUGGGCCGAGCUCAGAAAUGGACGCUUUCUCGUACCCUCCUCGUUACUGCAUUUGGCGCUGUUUUGCAUGUGCUCUCAACUUCACUGCUUGGCAUAACAGCAAUCACCAUAACAAACACUAUAGCAGGGGAGGAAACCGUUCACAAACUGGCAUCUUUGUUGCUGAUUGUUCUUGGUGGAAGUUACGUGAUUUUAUAUCUGAAAGGUAAGGGUGGCCACUGCCAUUCUCACAAUCAACCCAUGGAGAAAAUGGCAGUUGCUGGUCUUGUUCUUGUCCCGGCCUUGUCUCCUUGUGCAACUACUCUGCCAGUAUUUCUUGCUGUUGGAAACUCGUCAUCUAUGAUGGUUCUUGCCAUCAUAGUAUUAUUAUUCAGCACAAUCACUGUAAUGACGUCCCUGGUGGCCCUGUCGUUCUAUGGGGCGAGCCAGCUGAAGUUCCAUUGGGUCGAACGUUAUGACAAGCUUCUUGUGGGAUCAGUACUAUGUUUAGUUGGAGUUCUGACCCUCAUUUUUCACGAUCAUGAUGGGGAAGUGAGUUCAUCUGGUGCGCAUCUGCAUAGAAAGAUUAUUUCUCUAUAAAGAUUAUCUUUACAUUUUGUUUUUGUAGGUCUGUGAUGUAUGUAGAAUAUUGCAAACUUGCAAUUGUUUGUUCUCUGUACUAUGUAACUGAAAAACUUAUUAUUUUUCCUUCAUUUAUGUUGUCUUGCUCUCUAAUUGUUGAAAUUUUAUG